Messenger RNA from Penicillium maclennaniae, 1470 nucleotides. It is a transcript of the gene fhdA, whose product is annotated as putative transcription factor Tos4. Gene Ontology annotation, molecular function: protein binding. The coding region runs from base 1 to 1470 and encodes 489 amino acids. NCBI's taxonomy places the organism in Eukaryota, Fungi, Ascomycota, Eurotiomycetes, Eurotiales, Aspergillaceae. The transcript is spliced from 3 exons. The record is from RefSeq and is a predicted model, not a curated record.
AUGGAUUCCUCACCGUCCAGAAGCUCGCUGGGCCCAGCGGCCGGUGUCAAGCGGCCUGCUGCCCUGUUGCCUGCAUUUGAACCCUUGAGCUCGUCGCCCUCUCUCCCGAGACCCCAGAAGCGUGUUGCACGCGAACCCGCCGUGUCGACCUACCCUACACCGGUCCCAACCUCCUCGACUCAUAUUAUGUCCUCCUCGCCGCCCGGUAUCUCUGCCUCUCGCCCGUCGGCGCGUCGUACCUUCUCUGCCGCGCCCGAACGUGCUCCAUUGUCCGCCGUCCCUACACUCAUGCUGCCUGAGAACGGUGAACCCCUGCUCAUGGGACGCUCAAGUGCUUCAUGCCAGCACCAGCUAGCUGCUAGCCGUAUGAUCUCUCGUGUUCAUGUGAAGGCCACGUACAAGCCGGCACCGAAUCCCUUCGACCGGGAUAGGGUUGAGAUCAUGUGCAUGGGUUGGAAUGGAAUCAAGAUCCACUGUCAAGGCAAAAAGUAUGACUUGGCCAAGGGAAAGACUUUUACGUCAGAUAUCAAGGAUGCGGACAUUAUGAUUGACGUACACGAGGCUCGUGUUUUGGUGCAAUGGCCUCGCACUGAGAAUGAUAGAAAAGAUUGUCCGUCCACGGACUCUGAACAAACUUGGGAUGAAACUACCCCUACCCAGAAGCGCACCAUGAGAGUACUUCAGGACAGCCCAUUUGUUGAGGGCCAGCGUUUGGCUUCCCCUGUCUCGCCGUCGCCUGCCGUUCAACGUGCUAUCCCUCCAUCCUCGCCCAUCUUUACCCCCUCCCGUGCCCGUGCUCCAGUUGUUGUUUAUGAAGAUGAAGGCUCUCCUUUGAAACGCCACAAUACCACCCGAGACGAGUCAGAUAAUGACGAGGAGAAUGACCCUAUCAUCCAUUCUUUCGGUCCAUUUGGUGAGAACUUGCUUCCUCGUAUGGCUUCUUUCCAUGCCGGUGAUUCUCCCGUUCGCCCGGUCCGCUCACCACGCCUGCUGCCCGCCCAGCCCCUUCAGCCUACCCAGUCUCUACGGCAGCCAUCCACAACCCAGGAUGAGAAGGAAGGUGAUGACCAAACACCGACAAAGGAUCGGUCCCAGCCCGAAAACGAAAGCUUCGAGCGUGUACGCAAUCAUGCUGUGAAUCAGCUUGCUUUCUCCCGUCUAUCCUCGACUCCCUUCUCGACCAUCCUCAACAAUCUUCCCCCGUCCUUUUGGAGAUCAAAUACACACAACCUCUCCGGCCCAGCCCGGGCUGAAAUUCGCUACAUUCUUGAAAACACAAGUUGCAUCGGCAAGGUUGCUCGUGAAGGCAAAGAUGCUGCUGGCAAACCGCUCGAGAGCGAGUACUACUACAUCCCUGACUAUGACGAUGAUGAUAUGCGCCGUGAGACGGUCGUAAAUAACCUGAGGAAGCCCGGUCUGCGUAAUUGCCGCAAGCAGCACAAGCAAUACUUCUGGCGUAAGCCAAAAUGA